AUGACCGAAUGGUUGCCGUUGGAAUCUAAUCCUGAUUCGAUAAAUUCGUUCCUCGAGAAGAUCGGUGUGGAGUCAGUUGAUUGCGUGGACGUUUUCUCCUUCGACGAUGACAUGCUCGAAUUUGUCCCGAAACCGCAACUCGCCAUGCUUUUGUGCUUUCCGGAUUACAAAAAGGUCGACGCUAUAAUGCGGCCGAUCUACGAAAAGUUGAAAGCUGAUGGAGCUAAGGUACCAGAAGGAGUGUUCUUCAUGGAACAAAAAAUUCGAAAUGCUUGUGGAACGUUCGCGCUUUUCCAUGCACUUGGAAAUAUUGAGGGCAAAGUCGAUUUAGGACAAGGCUCCUUUAGCUCAUUUCUUCAAAAGGCGAAGGGUCUACCACCAUCAGAGAUUAGCAAGCUUUUGGAGCAUACGUCAGAUAUUGCCUCAGCACACGAGAACGCAGCAAGAAGUGGCGAGACCGAAGCCCCACCGGGAGACAAGGUUGAACAUCAUUUCAUCUGCUUUGUCAACGUAAAUGGAUUGCUUUAUGAGAUCGAUUCCCGUGCUUCAUUCCCUCGUCCACUUGGCGCGACUUCGGGCGACACGCUGGUGAAAGAUGCGGGCGUCUUCGUGAAGCAAUUGAUGUCGCAAAUGGAGAAUAUCUCUUUUGCGGCCAUGGCUUUGGUGCCAAAGCAG
Messenger RNA from Mesorhabditis belari, 675 nucleotides. NCBI's taxonomy places the organism in Eukaryota, Metazoa, Nematoda, Chromadorea, Rhabditida, Rhabditidae. The record is from the annotation of a GenBank genome assembly.